This is a messenger RNA of Trichomonas vaginalis G3, 828 nucleotides long. RefSeq lists its product as uncharacterized. The transcript has a single exon. Lineage: Eukaryota; Parabasalia; Trichomonadida; Trichomonadidae. The record is from RefSeq and is a predicted model, not a curated record. Bases 1 to 828 code for a protein of 275 amino acids.
AUGCAAAAUGUUGCAGCAGAGGUCUUUUCAAAUGAAUGUUUCUUUAAAGGUCACGUUGAAAUGCUUCCAGGUGAUAAACUUCACAUUAUAAUUACAGGAGACAAAUCAUUGCAAAGCUUUAUAAAAGAUGAUCAAAAAAGAUCUCAUGAAAUUUGGACUUCAUUUAUUGAAUGGAAAGAAAGAAGAUUAACCAAAACGCCACCCUUUACAAAUCUGUCAAAAAUUACAUUUAAAGGUGUUCAUUAUGAAUAUGAUCCAGAUAAUAAAACAGCUAUUAUAGAAGGCGAAGAUGGGUGCAUACCUGUACUAUAUUCUUAUAUAUUAGAAGUAAUUGGAAUUACUGGAAGUUUUAUUGAUUCUGGAUGUUAUGGACAAUGUAAUGGAAAAUUUUUUGAUGCACCAGAAUUGAAUUCAAUAAUCAUUAAAGGAAAUAUUGAAUAUAUUGAUGGUCCUGGUUUUACACGAGUUUAUGUUUUUCAUGAUGAACUUUCAUAUGGAACACAUUACUAUGGUGCUAAUGUUAAAACAUUAGAUUUCAGCCAAUCAAAAAUCAGACAGUUAAAAAUAGGCUAUACCAUACCGCAAAACUUAAGGAAGAUAAUUCUACCUCAAUCACAGGUUCUAAUUGAUUGUGAAUUCCCUGAGUUUCUCAAAAUUGAUAUUGAAAACAAACAUUAUCUUUCGAUAUCAAAGAUUGAAGAAAUUACAUUGGAAUCCAAAGACCCUCUUCCAUUUUACCAGAGACAUAUGAGUGGUCUUUUCGCAACCGGUGCUGUUAUCAUCCUUAUCCUCAUUGUAUUGAUUAUUGUGGCAUCCAAGAAAAAAUAA